AUGAGAUGGGGUCAUAAAGCUAACCCGGAUAGGUGGUUCAUAAACUUACAACCUCAAUUCCAAGAAGUUGUAGACGCAAUGGAAGUCAAUGGUGAACCAGAUAUAGCUGGUAUUUUCAGCGCGGCUUUAAUGCCAUUGAAAGAUAUGAAAGAUGCAGAUAUUUUGGACCAGUAUGAAAUGAACAUGGCUGAUGGAAAUAUAACACCUGACGUUCUAGAACAUUUAUCUCAAAGAACUACACAGAACCAUAGAGAUGGUAUAUUUGGUGAAGAGUUUAGAAAGAAAGUUAGGGAGAUAGAAGGAAGAGAACCUAUUGUACAUGACCUUGCAAACGAAAGUUUACAAAAUGUCAUAAAAACUUACUUUGCAGACAAUGAACCGAGAAGGGAUGAAUAUUUAAGAAAACUCAAAUGGACAGUACCAAAUGAAAUGUUAGUAUUGAAAAACAUGUUCCUUGACAAAAUAAAACCAACUACAGAAAUAAACGACGCAAGACUGAAAGAUUGGGUAAAAGCUUUCCCAUUCACAAAAGAUAUAGUUGGUAACAUGGAAAGAAAACCAGAAUGGCUACAAAAACAUAUAUUUGGAAACGAGCAUAUUCCAUAUGGACAGGCACUGUUUGAAGAGCUUGAACCGGAAACUCAGGAAAGAGUCAUGCAAACAAUACGCGAAGACUCAAAUACAAACUAUGACAAACUCUUUCUAGGAUAUAGGUUACCUGAGAUGGGCGACCAGAGCCAAAAGGCAAAAAGGACAUGGGAAAUUUGCAACAUACUAGAUGAACAUAAUGCAAAGAUGCAACAACUUCAAGCAGAGGGCAAUGAAGGAAAAAGAAGAGUUAAAAACUCAGUCAGGAAGAAAGUAAAGCUUGGUCCACGUGGGUUCUAUUAUGACAUAUAA
This is a messenger RNA of Trichomonas vaginalis G3, 900 nucleotides long. RefSeq names its product protein of unknown function, DUF4106 family. Bases 1 to 900 code for a protein of 299 amino acids. Lineage: Eukaryota; Parabasalia; Trichomonadida; Trichomonadidae. The transcript has a single exon. The record is from RefSeq and is a predicted model, not a curated record.